UCCUUCUGUCCAUAGGCGGAUGUCAGGAUGUGAGUGCUCCCUGGCUAUGCAAGACUCAUUUCAUUACCUUUGUCCUCCUUGAGGCACUUUUGAAGGCUGUUAUGGUUACAGCAUUGCUCGAGUUAUUUGUGCCUCGGUUUACCUUCUUCCUGAGGAGCCACACCCGUGGCUAGUGCUUCAGGAAGUUACGAGAUGCUGACAUCCUGUUCGUCACCACUGCCCCUAAUGAAUAUUUUGCAUACCUUUCCAGAAAAAAUGUGCUCUUUCUAACUAAAAAAUGUAUAAAAGUGGCCAAACUAAACAAAUAACACCAAAAAGAAUGCAAACAUUCCCCAAGACGGCCUCCCUCUGAUAGGAGACGCCCUGCCCCUCCCUGUUCAGUCUUAGAAGAUUGUGUCUCCAGGGGCCUUGGUCACAAGCAGACCGGACGCAGGGUGGCCUUGGCCAGGCUUCCGUCCACAGAGGAGAAUCCAGGCCUUGGUUUGUCUCCAGCUGGGCCUUCCCUGUGGCUGCCACUUAUUGACUUAAGUCUGAGUGAUUCAGAUGUAUGUCAUCGGGAGCACCUCAGGUCACCGGUGGGAGGGAGAGUGACCUCCUUCUCCCGUGUGGGGCUCCAGCAGGGCCUGGCCCAGGUCGAAGCCCCUUGGUUCCUGAUGUGACUUCCGCCCUUGGCGGGGUGCCCCGAGCCAUGGCUGACACCAUCUUUGGCAGCGGGAAUGAUCAGUGGGUUUGCCCCAAUGAUCGGCAGCUGGCCCUGCGAGCCAAGCUGCAGACGGGCUGGUCCGUGCACACCUACCAGACGGAGAAGCAGAGGAGGAGCCAGUGCCUGAGCCCGGCGGAGGUGGAGGCCAUCCUGCAGGUCAUCCAGAGGGCGGAGCGGCUGGACGUCUUGGAGCAGCAGAGGAUCGGGCGGCUGGUGGAGCGGCUGGAGACCAUGAGGCGGAACGUGAUGGGGAACGGCCUCUCCCAGUGUCUGCUCUGCGGGGAGGUGCUGGGCUUCCUGGGCAGCUCGUCAGUGUUCUGCAAAGACUGCCGGAAGAAAGUCUGCACCAAGUGUGGGAUCGAGGCCUGCCCUGGCCAGAAGCGGCCCCUGUGGCUGUGUAAGAUCUGCAGCGAGCAGAGAGAGGUCUGGAAGAGGUCGGGGGCCUGGUUCUACAAAGGGCUCCCCAAGUAUAUCUUGCCCCUGAAGACCCCCGGCCGGGCUGAGGACCCCCACUUCCGCCCCCUGCCCGUGGAGCCAGCAGAGCAAGAGCCCAGAAGCACUGAGACCAGCCGCGUCUACACGUGGGCUCGAGGGAGAGUGGUUUCCAGUGACAGUGACAGCGACUCGGAUCUCAGCUCCUGCAGCCUGGAGGACAGACUCCCUCCCACUGGCGUCAGGGACCAGAAAGGUGACAGACCCUCGGGGGAGUCAGGCAGCAGUGUGGAGGUCGCAAGGAUGGGGCUCAUCCGCCCGCCCAGCCACCUCUCGGGGAGCCAGAGCAGCCUGGCCAGCGAGACUGGGACGGGCUCCACAGACCCACAGGGGGGCACCCCGCCCCGAGCCGACCCCAAGGGCCCCGGCAGAAGACACACCCGGACGAGCCCCCGCUGCUGACGUGGCUCCAGCAGGCCCCCACCCCGCCCUGCGCUGAGCCGUGUUCGGUGCCUGGAACAGACUUUUCAGUGGAAGCUUUCACGAAAGCUGGAGCCAGACCCUGAGCGGUCCUGCGCCCUGGCCAGCCUCCCUGCUGGCUGGGACUCCACUAACCAGUGUUGGGGCCGAGCCUGCCCCGCCCAGUGCCUUUGUGUGCCUUGCUCUCACACAGCUGCCGCCCACUGCCACCCCUCCAACCACGCACUCGGCCCCGCCUUAUUUAUUGCCCUCCCCCCACCCCAGCCUGCCCUGGGGUUCUCCCAAGCUUGCUUGUGUCCUGGGUUGGCUGGAUGUGGGGCCUUCCCUCCUGCACUGCAAUUUCAGAGGGGCUGCCAGGCAGGCCUUUCUUUGUAUUUGUAUUAAGCGAGAAGAAACACAUCCCAGAGCAGUACCGUCAAGGUCAAGGCCGAGUCUGGCCCCUCACAGCCCGAAUGGAGGGAGCAGAGCAGGUGGAGUGAGAGACCCACCCACCCUCCUCCUUUCUGUCCCUCUCCCGGGCUCAGGCGCUGAGAGCGAACCCUGGCCCCUUGUUAGAUUUCUUUGAAUCCCUCCCUUGCAGCUCGAGGGGCCGGGAGGGUUCUAGUGAAUGCUGUGGAUGUGGCUCACUGAAGAAGAGCAGCCUUGGGCUGAGUCCCCAGCCAGGCCCAGGGCUCCCCCAGCCAUCAAUUCACUUCUCUUCAGUAGGUUUGGUUUGGCAUGACAAAUACUUAAUUUGGAGUGCAGGCAAAUGCUUCUGGAAAACCCUUCCCUGGAGAGAGAGCGCACGUGUGUGUGUGUGUGUGUGUGUGUGUGUGUGUGUGUGUGUGUGUGUGUGUGGUCUGCCUGUCCACAUCCUCCCCUCCUUCCUGCCCCUCUCGCACCCUCCCGGGCACCCUGUUCUGGAAGGGCCACCUGCUCUGAGCCAGGAGCUCGCAGGGCCCCACCCGGGAGCCUGCCCUUGCCGCUGGCAGAUGGUAAAGGAGCUCACUGUUUCCCUGGGACACGUUCCGCUUCAGAAUUAAAACAAUAAAGAUUAGAAUUUGCAUUGA
Microcebus murinus (gray mouse lemur) is the source of this 2664-nucleotide messenger RNA. RefSeq names its product rabphilin 3A like (without C2 domains) (gene RPH3AL). Gene Ontology annotation, biological process: regulation of calcium ion-dependent exocytosis; spontaneous neurotransmitter secretion; intracellular protein transport. Gene Ontology annotation, molecular function: small GTPase binding. Gene Ontology annotation, cellular component: synapse. Lineage: Eukaryota; Metazoa; Chordata; Mammalia; Primates; Cheirogaleidae. The record is from RefSeq and is a predicted model, not a curated record.